This is a messenger RNA of Liolophura sinensis, 2157 nucleotides long. RefSeq lists its product as uncharacterized. The coding region runs from base 46 to 1029 and encodes 327 amino acids. The transcript has 2 exons. The record is from RefSeq and is a predicted model, not a curated record. Lineage: Eukaryota; Metazoa; Mollusca; Polyplacophora; Chitonida; Chitonidae.
AAACUGCAGACCAUAAAGAACAGUCUUGGUUUUAGGUUACGUAAGAUGUUUACGUCUCUCGAUUCCCAGGUUCAUCGUCUCGACGUUAUGGAGAGAGACAUUCUGGAUAAUGUCGGAGAGAUCCCGAUUUCUUCCAAAACUUGGUUCAUGUUCCGAGUCUACCGGGAUCGGAUUAGAAAAAGCCGGGGAGCGGUCUCGAACCUUAGCUACAAACUCAACAAACCCGUGUCCUUCAUCUAUAACAUUGAUGAGGAGCCUGUAGAGACAACGACCGACGUCGAAGUGGCUUUGAGACAGAUUUUGGAGCAGCUAAAACAGAACAUUGAGCUCAUGGGCAUUUUUUCCAGGGAUCGCGCAAAAAUUCUUCGGCUCUUGGAGAGCGUUAGAACUGGCACGGACAAAUCCAUCGUAGCGGAACAGAAGAUGAACGAAUGUUUGAGCUUGAUGGGCCGCGUGCCAGAGAUCGAGAAAUCUGUGAAAGCCGUCCUGCUGGAACACCAAGCCGACCAAGCUGCGGCGCAAUCCAAAAACAACAGCAACAGCUUGUCCACAGAGAAACUUCUGAACAAAAUCCUGCUGGCUAAGUCUGGCAGUAGGAUGGAAUCCAUCGACCCAAUGUGCCUGAACGUGGGUAAAACUUGGCAGAGAUGUAGUUUUGUGUACGACGGCUCCUACACAGAUUGCCACGGCUCUCAGUAUGUCAGACUGUCUGGCUAUGACGUGGGUAGGUACGUGGGUGUGGUCACUUGUGGUGAACACAGGAACAAAAGGUAUAAAAUAUUCCUUGGCGAUUCACUGAGUUCCAAGUUUCUUUCCAUCGCGGACUUGAACGGCAAGGGAGAGGACCAUUGCGAAUUUUUGGGUGCCGGAUCCAGCCCUUACUGGAGACACAGUAUGUCCUAUACACCAGGUACAUUUGAAGGUUACUUGAGGCGGAGGAGAGGAGAACCACCAGUUCGACGGACACUCCACGGCAGUACUGGUCAUUACUCCCCCAAGUGGUACGAGUGUGGGGUUGCCGUGCCAUAACUGGAGAGUCGGGGUUUACGUUGUCACACGGAAUAACACGUGGUCCACCGACAGGAAACCAUGACACAUCAAGAGAAAGACGGCAAAUGUUUACCUAAUGUAUGGCAUUACUUUGUGGCACAGAAAAAGUGAAAUAUCCUUCCAUGGUUUAUCUUACCAAUGGCACAAAGAUUUUGCAGAAAAAGUUUCUCUGCGUGCAAUGCGAAUUAGCCCGGUAUACAAGAUCAUCAGAGUAUUUUCUUCCCAAAAUGUGGCCCAACCAUGGAGUUAUAAACAGCUAUACCGGUAUAUAUUUAUACAUUUAUAAUGUGUACCGCAAGUAUCAGGUUGUCAUGACAGGUCAUACACUGUUAAACUUUUUCCAUAAACUUUUAGUGAAAUAAGUGCAGCUGGACUGGAUCCGCUUCAGUGAAGUUUCACUUCACGUAAAACUAUACUAUUACUUUUGUAAUGUAAAGGUUAACAUUUAUCUUGAUGUCUUCCAGCCGUCGUGUGUAAACCUCUUCUGAAACAUUUACUCAAAAAUAUGCAGCCUAGAUUUGCAGUCCUUAUUCAUGCAGGCUGCGGUGGGCUUAUAGGCCUAUUUCCUUAGGAAAGUAUUGAUUUAGUACACAUCAUUUAAAAAAAUAUAUAUGUAUAAGCGUCAUACAUGGCAAAACGUAAACGUUCAGCGAUUUGAGUGGAGAGUGGGAUAUACCCUUACCUUAACAUGUACAUGCUUAAAGAGUAAAAGAGUAAAAAUACCUUAGUUCCAAGUAAAAAUAUCUUAGUUCAUCUUAUAAAUGAGGAAUGUUAACUGGAAAAGAUAAACAUUUCCACAAUAUGUGUAAAACAUAUGCAGUUAUCGCUGAAAGUUUACUAGAAUUUCUAACAGUGUGUGUGUGCGCUACAGUACUUAUGUUUUAUGACAUUAUGGCUAAGCAGACGACCCCUUUAAGAAACCACCAACUUACACUGUAUGAGAAAUAUUCUACCAGGUAGGCAAUCCACUGAAUACAUUGGCCGUCAGUCUGCCACCCAGUGGACUCGUCAGUCGAUGUAUUUGUCGCCGCUCUUGUCGGCAUGGCAUCUUAGUUACCGUUGGCAACUGGUUCGCUUCCAGCGUCUGUUUUGAAACAAAUACAUAUC